CUUGCCCACCCAGACAAAUUCAACGAGGUCGUCCUGGAGAUGGACCCACGGAGGUACGCAGGGCUUAUCCAGGAGAUGGACCGCUGGGGUGGUGCCAUCGAGCUGUCCAUUCUGUCCGAUAUCUAUGACAUGGAGAUCUGUUCCGUGGAUGUGAAGACACAGCGUGUAGACCGCUACGGCGAGCACAAGUCCACACGCUGUCUUUUGCUUUACUCUGGCGUCCACUACGACCGCAUCGCCUUCACCAUGGACCUCAGCCUGCCCAUAGAUUUUGACGAGGUCAAGUGGGACACAGAAAACGAUGCGGUCCUCUUCAUGGCGCAGAAGCUGGCGAAACAGCUCAAGGAGCAGCACUACUUCACAGAUACCACCGACUUUGUGCUGCGGUGCGAUGUGCCGGGCUGUGGGUGGAUUGGCGCCGGAACCGCAGAGGCGACAAAGCACAUGAAGGAGACGGGACACUCGGCCUUGAGUGAAAUGGAGAUUACUUGAGCUCGAUGUUGCUUUUUCUUGGGUUUUCAAGUUCUGUGGGUGUGUGGUGUCAACUUACUGUUAGCGAGACGUGGAUGGUCUUGAUGUGUGGAUUGCCUGUUUCAAGUUCUUGCAACUCAUCUGACGCAUAGAAGUUUUAGAAGUUCCGCAAGAUACCAAUACAAUUCAGUCUUCUUUUCUUGGCC
Cryphonectria parasitica EP155 is the source of this 677-nucleotide messenger RNA. RefSeq lists its product as uncharacterized. Gene Ontology annotation, molecular function: cysteine-type deubiquitinase activity. NCBI's taxonomy places the organism in Eukaryota, Fungi, Ascomycota, Sordariomycetes, Diaporthales, Cryphonectriaceae. Bases 40 to 492 code for a protein of 150 amino acids. The transcript has 2 exons. The record is from RefSeq and is a predicted model, not a curated record. Gene Ontology annotation, biological process: endoplasmic reticulum unfolded protein response; protein deubiquitination. Gene Ontology annotation, cellular component: cytosol; nucleus.